UGGCCAUAAAAUAUCUGUGACCUUCAAUCGAUGUUUUCGGGAGCAAUCGGAUGAAACCUAAGCCGGCAUCGACCGAUUUCACAGUCGUCUGUUCGUUGAAUUGCUUUUUGCGUAUUGCUACCCUUAGACACGAUGACAAAUAACGAGUUCAACAUCCCAUGAUCAGGAUGCUUUCGACGUUGUCUCUCACGCCGGGUGUAUAAAACCGAACAGGACCAAGAUUCUCCAGAGUGUCAGCGUCGUCUGAAACGACAACGUGGUUGCUUGUGACUUCCAAGUCUCGCUCUGUGGCCGAUUCCAAAUACCACGGUACUGUCUGGGCUCUUCAUCUUACUACUCACAAGAUGAAAUUUUACUACGUUACGUUUGUGGCAUUGGCAGUCGCCUACACGACGGCCAUUCCAACUAGGAAAUGCAAUCGAAAACAUCUUCUGGAAUCUAGACUUGAUGAGCCAGUCUACUACGUAUUCGAUCCCAAUCAAGAACAAUAUCCUUAUGGUGAUUCACCCGUUUAUCAACCGAGUCAUCCUGUUGACCUGGCCGAUGCUCAAAUCCAAGCCAGAGUUCCGCAGUCGCAGACUGCACCUACAACGACGUCAAUCUUCGGCAUCGGUUCUAUACCCACAUUCGGUACCCUUCCAUCGUUUACGUCACUUUUCCCCGUAUCGGGAACGAAAUGCACUACUAACUCCGGCGAUGAAGGAACCUGCCUUUCCCAGACUGAAUGUGACAACCAAGGCGGAAUAAAAGACGGCGAUUGUGGAACUGUUCUUUUCCGUUCUGCUGGCGUCUGCUGUUCAUUUAUGAUUAAAAAAUGCUCUGAAACUGCAAUCCGCAGUCCGUUGAUGUGGAUGACUCCAUCAAGAGCGUCGAGCAAGCAGUCUUGCACAUUGACGUUCCCAGCCAACCCUGGUAUCAGAGUCGCCGGAACAACAAUUGGUGGAGGAUUGACUUCCUCCAGCAACAGUAUUCGCAGCUGCCAAAUCAAGGUGGAAUUUGAAAAUUUUCGACUUGCUCCACCUAAUCCAAAUACGACCAUGUGCGACGAAGAUUAUUUCGCUGCAGUUGGUAGCACUACACCGAGCCAAAAACUGUGUGGCGAUUCAUUUACUGAUCAGCAUCUUUACCUGACAUUUAAUGAAGAACAAGACGAUAUCACACUAGGGUUUUUCUUGACUGAUGCAGCAAAUAAGGAUUGGAAGCUGAGGAUUACGAGAAUUCCUUGCUCAUCUCAAGAUCUUGCUCCCGCCAACUGCCUACAGUAUUUAACUAAAACGGCGGGAUCAAUUGAAUCGUUCAACUUUAAGCAGGAAUAUGGAGGUUCUGUACGCCAACUUGCUGACCAGAAUUACAACAUUUGCUUCAAAAGACCUUCGGGUUAUUGUGGAGUUUGCUUCGCACCUUGCCAAACGUUUAAGAAUGUUCCAGGUUUUCUUUUAACCAAAUCAGCUGAGAACGCGACCAGUGCAACCAGUGGUUCCAAUUGCCCUGAUCAGCUAAUUAUUCCGGGUGGUACAAACGGCGGAAAUGUCCGCGAAUCUGUUUAUUGUGGAGCUGCACUCAACCCGGCGAAAAAUGCGACUAGCGACGCUCCAAUUUGCACUACAUCUGAUCGAAUAACUUACAUAACCGACUCCAAGGAGGCAAAAGACGAAGUCAACAAUGUUGGAUUUUGUUUGACCUAUACUCAAAAGAAGUGUUAAAUUUGUUGGAAGAAUCUGUUUGCAACUGUGCGUUUUGUUGCUGUUAUUUAGUUUCAUUAUUUAAUAAUCAAACAUUUGUGUUUGCAUUUGCAUUUCAUAACUACACAAUUUCUUUAAGGACGCCGAAAUUUCUGUCGCUAGAAAUUGUUCGUUCAAAGGUUCAAAACGCUAUACGUAUGUAUCCAUCUAGUUUCUCUUAUGACUUUCUUUUGUGAAAGGCGAACAGACAUGCAAUAACUGUAGCUACUAGAAAAAUGAAAAAAAAAUAAUAAUAAAUUAAAUCUUCAGAGCAAAA
Messenger RNA from Daphnia carinata, 1998 nucleotides. RefSeq lists its product as uncharacterized. The record is from RefSeq and is a predicted model, not a curated record. NCBI's taxonomy places the organism in Eukaryota, Metazoa, Arthropoda, Branchiopoda, Diplostraca, Daphniidae. The coding region runs from base 345 to 1703 and encodes 452 amino acids. The transcript is spliced from 11 exons.